Hevea brasiliensis (rubber tree) is the source of this 306-nucleotide messenger RNA. Its product is annotated as putative glucan endo-1,3-beta-glucosidase GVI. The transcript has a single exon. NCBI's taxonomy places the organism in Eukaryota, Viridiplantae, Streptophyta, Magnoliopsida, Malpighiales, Euphorbiaceae. The coding region runs from base 1 to 306 and encodes 101 amino acids. Gene Ontology annotation, biological process: carbohydrate metabolic process. Gene Ontology annotation, cellular component: plasma membrane. Gene Ontology annotation, molecular function: hydrolase activity, hydrolyzing O-glycosyl compounds. The record is from RefSeq and is a predicted model, not a curated record.
AUGGUUGAUGCACUAUAUGCUGCCCUAGAGAAAGUUGGUGGACCAGGUUUGAGAAUUGUUGUUUCAGAGACUGGAUGGCCAAGUGCUGGAAAUGGGGACGUAGCAGUUGUUCCUAAUACUCAAGUUUAUGUUAAUAAUGUGUUGGCUCACGUCAAAUCUGCAGUGGGUACUCCUAGGAGGCCUGGAAUUCCUAUAGAAACUCACAUAUUUGCUCUCUUCAAUGAAAAUCUCAAGCCAGCUGGUGUUGAACAGAAUUUUGGAUUGUAUUAUCCAAAUAUGACUGAGGUUUAUGCUGUCACUUUUUAG